UGCACAUGGAAAGGCAGAGGAGCAGGAACGGUCAGCGCUCGGAAGGUGAAACGAGCUCAGGGAUUUUAUGCGUAAAGCCGCUAGGUGAUUUUUAUACGGGACGCGCUUUAUUAUUGGACUACAACAGAAUGCUAUUUGAGGAGGAAUGGACAUUUAAACAACUGUUCUCCGUGUAGGGAUUUCACUGUGCAACAUCUAUAAACGGACACACAUGUUAUCCACUGAUGAAAAAUAAGCUGGAAGGAGCCUUUACCCAGUGGAUGAAUUUUAAAGCUCUUUCAGCGCUGCUUUAGAUAUUUUUUGCACAUUGGAUUACAUAAACACUGCUGCAAUUGCGGUUUAUGGAAACAGAGCUGAGAAGAAGACAGCUGAAGUUGGAGAAGAGGGUCUCUGAAGCUGGACUGAGGGUCUGAAGGAUUUUACAAUCUCCUCCUGGAGCUCCACUUUCAUGUCCGAAGUCUCUGGUUUAUGACAAUGGAUUAUUUGCUGUUUUUAUGCGGCUUUUUGCUGCCUCUGUCCUCGGCUGUUGAAGAAACACUGAUGGACACCAAAUGGGCCACCACUGAACUCGCAUGGACCUCACAUCCUGAAACUGGGUGGGAGGAAGUUAGUGGUUAUGACGAUGCCAUGAACCCCAUCCGAACGUACCAAGUGUGCAACGUUCGCGAGCUUAACCAGAACAACUGGCUUCGCAGCGACUUCAUCCCUCGAAAGGACGUUCUCCGUGUAUAUGUGGAGAUGAAGUUCACCGUACGAGAUUGCAACAGUAUUCCCAACAUUCCAGGAUCAUGUAAAGAGACCUUCAAUCUAUUCUACUACGAGUCCGACUCGGAUUCUGCCACCGCCACCAGUCCUUUUUGGAUGGAGAACCCUUAUGUUAAGGUGGACACCAUUGCUCCGGACGAGAGCUUCUCUAUGUUGGAGUCUGGCCGGGUCAACACCAAGAUUCGCAGCUUUGGUCCACUUUCCAAGGCUGGCUUCUACCGCUUUCAGGACCUGGGCGCCUGCAUGUCUUUAAUCUCCGUCCGAGUUUUCUACAAGAAGUGUUCCACGACCAUUGCCAAUUUUGCCGUCUUCCCAGAGACGGCCACAGGAGCCGAGGCUACAUCACUAGUCAUUGCCCCUGGCACUUGUGUGCCGAACGCUCUGGAGGUGUCUGUCCCUCUUAAACUCUACUGCAAUGGAGAUGGAGAGUGGAUGGUUCCUGUAGGUUCCUGCACUUGCAUGGCUGGGUUCGAGCCUGCAGUUAAGGAGACGCAGUGUCAAGCUUGCAGUCCAGGCACCUUCAAGUCCAAGCAGGGUGAAGGGUUCUGUUCCCCGUGUCCGCCCAACAGUCGGACAAGUUCUGGAGCCGCCAGCAUCUGUUCCUGCAGAACCGGCUACUAUCGGGCGGACAACGACUCGCCUGACUCAGGAUGCACCACCGUGCCCUCAGCUCCACGCAGCGUCAUCUCCAGUGUAAAUGAGACGUCUCUUAUACUUGAGUGGAGUGACCCACGUGACCAAGGUGGAAGGGAGGACCUUCUCUACAAUGUCAUCUGUAAGAAAUGUCUGCCUGAACGUGGUACCUGCACACGAUGUGAUGACAAUGUGGAUAUCUCUCCCCGCCACCUUGGGCUUACUGAGAGACAUGUUACGGUCAGAAACCUUCAGGCUCACACCCAAUACAGCUUUGAGAUUCAGGCAGUCAAUGGAGUCUCCAACAAGAGUCCUUACGCACCCCAGUUUGCCUCUGUUAACAUCACCACCAACCAGGCUGCUCCCUCUGCAGUUCCUACCGUCCACCUGAUGGGGGCCUCAGCCAACACCAUGAGUCUUUCCUGGCUCCCCCCUGAAAAACCAAAUGGCAUCAUCUUGGAUUACGAGAUUAAAUACCAUGAGAAGGACCAGGGAGAAGCUAUUGCCCACACCAUGACAGCCCAGCGUAGCUCGGCACGCAUUGAGGGUUUGAAGCCAGGCACGCCGUAUGUUGUGCAGGUUCGAGCCCGAACGGUGGCAGGGUAUGGCCGCUACAGCAGCCCUACUGACUUUAGUACCAACCACCAGGCCGAUGCAGACAAGACUCUACAGGAGCAGUUACCUCUCAUUGUGGGUUCUCUGACAGCAGGGCUGGUCUUCAUCAUUGUUGUUGUGGUUAUUGCCAUUGUCUGCCUCAGGAAACAACGCAAUGGCUCAGAAUCAGAGUACACAGAAAAACUGCAACAAUACAUCACUCCGGGGAUGAAGGUCUACAUUGACCCAUUCACCUACGAGGACCCUAAUGAGGCCAUCCGCGAGUUUGCCAAAGAGAUUGACGUUUCCUGUGUGAAAAUCGAGGAAGUCAUUGGCGCAGGAGAGUUUGGAGAGGUGUGCCGUGGCCGUCUGAAACUCCCUGGACGGCGUGAGAUCAUUGUGGCCAUCAAGACUCUGAAGGCAGGCUACACAGAGCGUCAAAGAAGAGACUUCCUGAGUGAGGCCAGCAUCAUGGGCCAGUUCGAUCAUCCUAAUAUUAUCCGCCUGGAAGGGGUGGUGACAAAGAGUCGACCAGUCAUGAUUGUUACUGAGUUCAUGGAGAACGGAGCUCUGGAUUCCUUUCUCCGGCUAAAUGAUGGACAGUUCACAGUCAUCCAGCUCGUUGGUAUGUUGAGAGGAAUUGCAGCUGGCAUGAAAUAUCUCUCCGACAUGAACUACGUGCAUCGUGAUUUGGCUGCCCGUAAUAUUCUGGUCAACAGCAACCUGGUGUGUAAGGUGUCCGAUUUUGGCCUUUCUCGUUUCUUGGAGGAUGAUCCCACUGACCCCACCUACACCAGCUCAUUGGGAGGAAAGAUCCCUAUUCGCUGGACAGCACCAGAGGCUAUUGCUUAUAGGAAGUUCACCUCAGCCAGUGAUGUCUGGAGCUACGGCAUUGUGAUGUGGGAGGUGAUGUCGUAUGGCGAGCGCCCAUACUGGGACAUGAGCAACCAAGAUGUGAUCAAUGCAGUCGAGCAGGACUACCGACUGCCCCCACCUAUGGACUGCCCUACUGCCUUGCAUCAACUCAUGCUAGACUGCUGGGUGAAAGAAAGAAAUUUGAGACCCAAGUUCUCCCAGAUCGUCAAUACCUUGGACAAACUUAUUCGCAAUGCCGCCAGCCUUAAGGUGGUCACCAGCACACAUUCUGGGGCCUCCCAGCCGCUCCUCGACCGCUGUGUGCCUGACUACACCACCUUCACCACUGUGGGCGACUGGCUGGAUGCCAUCAAGAUGAGUCGCUACCGAGACAACUUCCUUAAUGCUGGCUUUGCUUCUUUUGACUUGGUGGCCCAGAUGACUGCAGAAGACCUGUUACGGAUAGGUGUAACAUUAGCCGGCCACCAAAAGAAGAUUCUCGGCAGCAUUCAAGACAUGAGACUGCAAAUGAACCAAACGCUGCCCGUCCAGGUCUGAGAUGGGGGCGGAACUGUUCUAAAGCAAACUAACAGACGACCCCAGAUCAUCUCCACUAAUCAGAUGAAACUGGCUCGCAGUGCCUCGGACAACUUUUUCUUUUCCAUUUUCCUGUUUUCCUGUAACGACUGCAUUAUUUUACACCCAACAGGAUUAGAUAAGAUUAUUUUGUACUUAUUUUUAAGAACGGACAGGAAAGCCUAUAUCCCAUGCAUGCCUCACGAGGCUCCGGUGUGGGGUUGGCGAUUGCAUGCGUGCGUGUGGUAUUUUCUUUCGUGAGGCUGGCUGGGAAGCCUCCCAUAAUGCAUUUCUCCCUGAAACUGACUCUGAGGGACAGACUCUCCCAGAUGGACAUUGCUUAUGGAAGAGAUACUCCUCUAAUAGUACCCAUAACUUGAAUAUAAAAAGACAAAAAAACUAGAUGUGAAUAUAAAUUCACAAAGCGUGUGGACACGAUUGCGCAGAAAUCCCUCCAAUGCUAGCAGAUGUUCUAUUGUGCGUGUGAUUUUGUGCUUAUUCCCCAUCUUCAUAUUGAAGGUGUUUUAUUUAAGGGCACAUGCCUCAAACGGACAGCAGGGAGAGGCACAGCCGAGGGCGAAAGAUCACGGAUGUCGCAGGACCGGAUUUGAGGAAGUUGCAUUUGUCCACCAGGUUUAAACUGACAAAAGGACUUCUUAGAAUAUACCUGGUGAACUCAGGAUGCUUUCAUAGUUUCAAAUAAUGGAUUCUCAGCUGCGUUUUCACAAUUUCAAUCGAUGUUUUCUUUUAUUCUCUUCUGUUGUUUUCCCUCACCCUGUUUAGUUUCUGUUCCAUGAUGAGUUGACAUUUAGCUGUUCAUCAGUCAUUAUAUCAGGAUUCUUUAGCAGUUAGAAAAGAGAAGGACUGUGAUAACCUGUACUACACUGCAAGAAAUCUUUUUUUUUUUUUUUUAAUCAGUAAAUUUGUCUUUUACCAGGACAAAUAUCAUAACAUUCUUGAAACAAGAUCAAUUUGAGAAGUAAAAUUGCGAAAUAUAUUAAGACUUGUUUUCAGAGAAUAUAUCUUUAAACAUUUUUUUCUGUCAAAUUCUUAAGCAUAAAUCUAAUUAAAUUCACAAAGUUUUAUGCUUUAGACAUAAAAAAUAAUUUGUGUUUAAUACAUCUUCAUCUUGUUUUGAGAAUGUUGACAAAAUAUUGAUUUAAAAACUAUAUUUUUUUUCCAGUGUAAAAAUCACUGGCCAUCUCUUUAAUGAGUGAGUGUGUGUAAUGUCAGUAUGACUAUGUUGUAGUGUGUGUGCUUCUGUGUGUGUAUGUGUAUAAAGCAAAGGAAGAGUAUAAGGAUUAUGCACCACAUUCUGUACAUGAACGUUUCAGUUGUGUUCCCCAGUGGAGCACCAAUGCAUGAAAAAAAUUGUGACAAGGAGCUCCAGUUAUAUGUGAAUCAAUAUAAUGCGGAGAGAUAACAAUUUAUUGUUUAUUUUAUGAUUUUAUUUUAACAUAUCCCUAGAGGCCAAAAGGAACGAUUCAUUUAUUUAAAGAUCUGAUAUAAAUUCGAAUGCUGACAUUCAAAUAGAUGGUGAAGAAAUGUUUGGAAUGCCGUCAUGAUGAAAAAAAAUAAAUGCAGAGGAAGUGUAUUGUAAUUGGUUUAAGAGAAAUGAAUAGAAGUGUUGAA
Molecule: messenger RNA, 5055 nt
Organism: Onychostoma macrolepis
Lineage: Eukaryota; Metazoa; Chordata; Actinopteri; Cypriniformes; Cyprinidae
Product: ephrin type-B receptor 3-like
Biological process (GO): protein phosphorylation; axon guidance; cell surface receptor protein tyrosine kinase signaling pathway
Cellular component (GO): plasma membrane; neuron projection
Molecular function (GO): protein binding; ATP binding; transmembrane-ephrin receptor activity
Source: RefSeq, a predicted model, not a curated record